AUGGCACAACAAGGAGCUACUUUACAAGGAUACAACAACGAAUUGGUCAAAUGCAUCGAAGAUCUUUGCUCAAAACGUGAUGAAUUGCAUCGCCAGAUUUUAGCUGAAGAAGAAGAAAAAGCUAAAGUACAAAAUGAUAUCAGAAUUUUAACCGAAAAACUGGCUAAAAUUAAUGAAAGUUUGGCAAAGAAAAUGGCGAAUAGAAAUGAAUUUGAUAAGACUAUAGCUGAAACUGAAGGGGCUUACAUGAAAAUCCUAGAGAGUUCUCAAGCCUUGCUAGGUAUCUUGAAGCGAGAUACUUAUAAAUUAAAGGAUGGCCCAAAAUCCACAUCAGAAGGUCAAACAAGGGCAUAG
Trichoplax adhaerens is the source of this 354-nucleotide messenger RNA. RefSeq lists its product as uncharacterized. The record is from RefSeq and is a predicted model, not a curated record. The transcript has 3 exons. Gene Ontology annotation, cellular component: ciliary basal body; centrosome. Bases 1 to 354 code for a protein of 117 amino acids. NCBI's taxonomy places the organism in Eukaryota, Metazoa, Placozoa, Uniplacotomia, Trichoplacea, Trichoplacidae.